This is a messenger RNA of Jaculus jaculus (lesser Egyptian jerboa), 2304 nucleotides long. RefSeq names its product A disintegrin and metallopeptidase domain 3-like. Gene Ontology annotation, cellular component: plasma membrane. Gene Ontology annotation, molecular function: metalloendopeptidase activity. The transcript is spliced from 20 exons. Bases 1 to 2304 code for a protein of 767 amino acids. Lineage: Eukaryota; Metazoa; Chordata; Mammalia; Rodentia; Dipodidae. Gene Ontology annotation, biological process: cell adhesion; proteolysis; binding of sperm to zona pellucida. The record is from RefSeq and is a predicted model, not a curated record.
AUGCUGUCUCUGCUGCUGGUCCUCUCGGGCUUUGGCCGGCUGGCCUUGGCCAGCCUGUGGCAGAGCACGGGAAAGAACGGGGACACUGCUGGCUACUGCGGAGAACUCACAUAUAUUCUCCUCAUCUCAGACUCUGAAACACCGCUUCUCGAAAUCACAGUGCCUCAGAAGAUGGAAACAAACACCAAAGAUGGCAAAGCUUCAGAAACAAAUGUCAUUUACGUGGUCAAAAUUGAGGGCAAAACAUAUACACUUCUUCUUGAAAAACAAUCAUUUUUGUAUCCACAUUUCAUGGCAUAUUCAUACAGCAAGUCAGGAAUCUUGCAAACAGAUUCAUCAUUUGUGACGGGUCAUUGUUUUUAUCAAGGACACAUUGCAGAGAUCCCACAGUCAGUGGUGACACUAAGUACCUGCUCAGGACUCAGGGGCUUAUUACAGUUACAGAAUAUUAGUUAUGGAAUUGAACCUUUAGAAACUUCAGCUACAUAUGAACAUAUGAUUUAUGAAAUUAAAAAUAAUAAAAGUGAUUAUUCUCCUUCAAGAAAAAAGGACCUUAAUUUUCAAUAUGGAGAUCAAUCCUACAGGAUUCUAGUGAAACCAGAAAUUAGUCCAAAUGUUAUGCUAGUGAACAGAAUGCUGAAAGUACAAAUUAUUGUGGAUAAAGUCAUGUAUGAUUACAUGGGCUCUGAUGUGGGAGUGAUAGCCCAGAAACUUGUCCAUAUCUUUGGUCUGGUCAACAGUAUGUUUUCCCAGCUUAAAAUGACCAUUAUGCUAACUUCUUUGGAGGUCUGGUCAGAUCAAAAUAAGAUUUCAACAGAUGGGGAUGCUGAGGAAGUACUGCACAGGUUUUUGUCAUGGAAACAAAAAAAUUCGCAUCAAAGGUCUGAUGAUAUGACAUACUUAGUACUGUAUAAGGACCAUCCUCAGUAUGUGGGCGCCACAUACCAUGGGAUGGCUUGCAACCCAAAGUUCUCAGUAGGAGUUGCUCUGCACCCAAAAGUCAUGACUGUGGAGGCUCUCUCUGUUAUCGCGGCACAGCUACUUGGAGUUAACCUGGGCUUAGCGUACGAUGAUGUCCACAGUUGCUACUGUCCAGGAAGCAUGUGCAUAAUGAACCCUGAAGCAGUACACUCCCAUGGCAUAAAGAUUUUCAGCAGUUGCAGCAUAGAUGGAUUUAAGCAUAUGGUUUCACUGCCUGAAUUUAAAUGCCUUCACAGUGAAAGUGUUUUGGAAAUUGUUUCCCAACAACAAUCUUCAGCAACCUGUGGCAAUUACAUUUUGGAAGAGCCAGAGGAGUGUGACUGUGGCCCACCAGAGAAAUGCAUUCAUAAGAGAUGCUGUAACCCUGCAGAUUGUACGCUGCGUAAAAAUGCAGAGUGUGGCACGGGGGCAUGCUGUGAUAAAAGAACGUGCAUGAUAGCAGACAGAGGACGUUUAUGCAGGAAAAGUAAAGAUAUGUGUGAUUUCCCUGAGUUCUGCAAUGGAAACUCUGAAUAUUGUGGACCUGACACCAUGUCAGCUGACCUGGAGCCAUGCAAUAACAGGACUGCCUAUUGCUUCGGUGGCAUUUGCCGAGAUCCUGAUAGACAAUGCAAAGAUAUAUUUGGAAAACAUGCUAAGGGUUCUGAUUAUGACUGUACAGAAGAAGUGAAUCUUCAAAAUGACAAAUUUGGAAACUGUCAUGGACGUUGUGAUUCCAAUUUUGUCCUUUGUGGAAAGAUGGUUUGUCAAUGGACAAGUUCAGAAAUUAUACCAAUUUCAGAACACUAUGAUUUCCAGUACACUUACCUUGGAGGCCAUGUGUGUGUAUCUGCACAUUUAAGAACAGCAGGAAUGGCAGAUAAUACCUAUGUAUAUAAUGGUACUACCUGUGGUCGUAAUAAGUUUUGUUUUAGAGGGGAAUGCAAACAUUUGAAUGCCCACCCCCGCUCACCAUCCUGUAACUCAGCAGUAAAGUGCCAAGGACACGGAGUUUGUAACAAUUUCAACAAUUGUCACUGUGAUGUUGGUUAUGCGCCUCCUGAGUGUUACCCAACACCAUCAUCCCCAGGCGGAAGUUAUGACGAUGGGUUUUGGAAUGCAUUAGAUAAAGGCAUACCCUUGGUUAUGAAACGAAAACAUGCAAAUCAUUUUAAAAGGAAACUCUUGUAUACUCUCUAUGGUUUUCUGCCUUUCCUCAUUAUAAUUGCCAUCACUGUGACUAAAUUUAACAUGGCAAAGGAAUUUCCAUACAGAGAAAAAACUGUGAGUGGAGAAACUGUGUCAGAAGACAGCAAAAAUAGCAACAUCCUGUCACAGAGCUAA